UGUUCAUCAACCGGGAACAUGCCAACAGCUUCCUGGACAGGGUCAAUUCAUUAUCUGAAGAGACAAAAAGAGAAGACCUUGAAAGUGAGUGUGUGGAAGAGACUUGCGACUACGAAGAGAUCCGAGAAGUCUUUGAGGACACGGAGAAGACGAAUGAAUUCUGGAAUAUAUACAAAGAUGGUGACCAGUGUGAAAGCAAUCCCUGCCUGAAUCAGGGCAGGUGUAAGGACGGCCUUGGGGAAUACACCUGCACUUGUCAGGAAGGAUAUGAAGGCAGAAACUGUGAAUUACCCAUGGGAAAGUUCUGCAGCCGGAACAACGGGGACUGUGACCAGUUCUGCAGAGAGGAGAUUUCCGUGGUGUGUUCUUGCGCCAGCGGGUACAUCCUGGAUGAUAACGACAAGUCCUGCAUCUCCACAGGUAGGAGGCGCAUGGGGCCACUUCACCAGGGCUCUGCUCUGCUCAUCAAGGAGAACAAUGAAGGCUUCUGUGGAGGCACCAUCCUGAAUGAGUUCUACAUCCUCACUGCCGCUCACUGUCUUGACCAAGCCAAGCUAUUCAAGGUGAGGGUAGGCGAUCGAAACAAGGAGAAGGAGGACGGAAACGAGACAGUGCACGAGGUGGAGGUGAUUAUAAAACACAAAGAGUUUGACAAUAAGACCUUUAACUGUGACAUCGGCCUCCUCAAGCUGAAGACGCCCAUCAAAUUCCGCAUGAACGUGGCCCCUGCUUGCCUGCCAGAGAAGGACUGGGCCGAAUCCACCCUCAUGACGCAGAAAUCAGGCAUCGUGAGCGGCUUCGGGCGCAUCCACGAGAUGGGCCGCCCAUCCGUCACCCUCAAGAUGCUGGAGGUGCCCUACGUGGACAGGAACACAUGCAAGCUGUCCACCAGAUUCAUCAUCACCUCAAACAUGUUCUGCGCCGGCUAUGACUCAAAGAUCGAGGGUGCCUGUCAGGGGGACGACGGGGGUCCCCAUGUCACCCGGUUCAAGGACACCUACUUUAUCACGGGCAUCAUCAGCUGGGGAGAAGGAUGUGCACGGAAAGGAAAGUUCGGGGUCUACACCAAAGUCACCAACUUCCUCAAUUGGAUCGAGAGGUCCAUGAAUACCAAGACCAGGCCCCAGGGUGAGCCGGAGGUCACUGCCACACCUAACAAAAAGUUCCUAUGCCCGAAGCAGGCCCCCUGGAUACAGUUACCGAAGAGGUUCCAACAGGACUUCCCCAGGGCUGCCCCGAGCGUGGUCACUGCCCCCGUCCCUCGCCUGCCCCUGUCCCUCACCCACAGCCAGCCCAGGCUCCAAUCAGAAGGCUGUGAUAAGCAGAAGGACAACCCUCCACCCUCGGAGCUGGGGUGA
Myotis lucifugus (little brown bat) is the source of this 1358-nucleotide messenger RNA. Its product is annotated as coagulation factor X-like. The record is from RefSeq and is a predicted model, not a curated record. Gene Ontology annotation, molecular function: calcium ion binding; serine-type endopeptidase activity. Gene Ontology annotation, cellular component: extracellular region. Lineage: Eukaryota; Metazoa; Chordata; Mammalia; Chiroptera; Vespertilionidae. Gene Ontology annotation, biological process: proteolysis; blood coagulation.